UGCUAUAAAAUCACUGCCAAGAAGCCACUGCAAUAAUUAUAUUAAAGAAUUCAAGUUCCUCUGAUCAUCUGGAAGCAUUAUGAGCAGAGGCAACAACAACACACCGUUUUGGCCGACUUGGCGCUCUGGUCAUGACUAUGGUGGCUAUGCUCCUAACCCCAGCAAUGAUUCAAACCGCAUUGAACCUGUUUUUCGUCAUUCCAUUUCCUUUCAAGCCAAUACAGACGCUAGUAGAGGUUCAAGGGAUCCAUGGCAGAUCCCAGAGGAGAGAGCGAUAACACAACCUUUCAGCUUUUCAGGUUCCCCCGAUUAUCAACGUGCUCCUACUCCGGUACAAAUUGUAUUAGUCGACAAUGUUCCCACAAGGGCGGUCAAUCCCAGGUUUUCAGGGCCCCUUCCAAGGUUCACAAUCCAGCCACAUGUCCAGCUGCCAACUACCCCUACGCGACAAGACGAUUUCAGCUCGAAUCAAGACGAGCAGAAGAAUGUUUUAAGUAAGCUGAAGAAGGAAAUCUACAAUCCUAUCCCCAAGCAAAUGACAAGGAGAUUGAGUUUGUAUUAUAGAGACCAAAAUCGAAGCAACUAUAAUGAGAGGGAAAAGGAAAAAGAUGAAGAUGGCAAGAGGUGUGCAAUUUGUUUGGAAGAUUUUGAACCUAGAGAGCAGGUAAUGCUCACUCCAUGUGACCAUAUGUUCCAUGAGGAAUGUAUCCUCCCAUGGGUGAAGAGUCAUGGCCAAUGUCCAGUAUGCAGAUUUGUUCUUAGCGAGCGCAUUAGACAGACUGCAUCUUCUACAAGCAAUAACAACUUCUCAAAUGUACCUGCAACUGACCUGUUUGCAGGAGAGUUGAUCUCAAUUAUACGAGCUAUGGAGGAGGCUUUCUUAUGGGGCAAUUCCCGCUGAUUUAUGCGUUUUUCCUGUGAUUGACAUUAUCUAUGGAAUUAUUGUUGCAUUAGCUUUUCAACUUCAUUUCUUUCUCUACAUAUGAUUCAACAAAGGCUUUUGGGUUACUUUCAUUCUUGUAGAGUUGUAGUUCCUUUAAGCACAUCAUAACUGAAUACAACCAAAGCAUGAACAAGAGGAAUGCUGUGUUUAUAAAGCAUGUACAUAUAUUUUUCUUGAAUUAA
Durio zibethinus is the source of this 1125-nucleotide messenger RNA. Its product is annotated as RING/U-box superfamily protein. Gene Ontology annotation, biological process: ubiquitin-dependent protein catabolic process. NCBI's taxonomy places the organism in Eukaryota, Viridiplantae, Streptophyta, Magnoliopsida, Malvales, Malvaceae. Gene Ontology annotation, molecular function: ubiquitin protein ligase activity. The record is from RefSeq and is a predicted model, not a curated record.